Messenger RNA from Selaginella moellendorffii, 3426 nucleotides. RefSeq lists its product as uncharacterized. Lineage: Eukaryota; Viridiplantae; Streptophyta; Lycopodiopsida; Selaginellales; Selaginellaceae. The record is from RefSeq and is a predicted model, not a curated record. The transcript has 5 exons. Bases 554 to 3358 code for a protein of 934 amino acids.
AUCCUGCUUUGGGGGAGGUCAUCUUCUUACUUUGGUGCCACUGCUCUAAAUUCUUUUCCACUUUCUUUUCCCUGGUGUCAUCGUCGUGGUUUGGCAGUCUUUCAUUGUUUUUGUUGUGACCUUCUCAUUGAGUUCUUUCCGUCCAUCUUUUCUCUGGGCUCUUGCUCUUCUCCGCCUCUCCCAGCCUCGCCUUUAGCUUCAAUGUGGAUGCAUUCUCCAUGUGUUGCGUAGAUUAGAGCCAGCAGCAGAUAUUUCAUCUGGUUUUGGACUGCGAUCUCUCCUUGGAGCAUUGCUUUCAAGACAAUCAAGGCCUCUCACGGUGUGCCAAGCUGUUUGUAAGUCGUAAAGAAGUCCCAGACUGUUUGCACUGCUUGCUUACCGCAUCAUUAUAGCUCUCCACUUCCAUUCCUUCCUCGGUUUCGUGGCCUUUUGCCUGAGACAACAAAACAAAAAGCAACCACCGAGCAAGAAGGAAGGAGAAGGAGAAGAGAAAAAAAGUCGUCACAGUAGUGAGGUGUGAGGAGAGGAGGAAAACAUCCAAAGCUUUUCGGCUAUGGCAGACAGUCCAGGAAGAUUGCUUUCAAGCAUUUGUUUAGGUGGUGGUGGCGCUGGCGGCUAUGGAAGCAGCGGCAGCGGCCAGUCCUCGGCAAAGUACGGCUGCGUAAAUAUUUUCCUCCAUCUCUUCGAUUGGAACCGGAGGCUCUCCAAAAAAGGCCUCUUCUUGAGCAAGAAAUUGCUGCCGUCAACGCUAGAAGGGGCUGAGCAAUCCGGGAAGAAUAGGAGGAGAAGAAAGAGCAGGAGCAACAAGGCAGCCAUGGUGGUGGCGGCGUGCGAGGAGCGUUUGCCCAUGGCAAAGUUGCUCCUGAUUGCUGAUGAGAAGCGGACGAAUGGCAGCAAUUUCGAUGACAUUCCAGAGGAAAACGAAGAGGAAGAAGGCGAAGAGGAGGAGGAACUAGAGCUCGAGAACACCACCAAUGCCAGCAAAGAUAACUUGAUGAUCACCAGCGGCAGGAGCAGCUACAGCAGCAGCGACAAAUGCUUUCCCUGUUCUUCGGAGACUCGCUCGCUCCAGGAGCUCCUCCACACUGACCACGACGAUUACUACCACCACCAGUUCGCUGCCUCUCCUCCCAAAAUGCUGCACGAAUUCCUCGACCCGGCCGAGCAAAAGCCGCUUUUCAGCCUUCUCAUCCAGGAGGCCAAAGCAGCGUCGACAUCGUCCUCCUCCAUAGCUCUCCCAAAUUCCCGGGAAGAACAGAGCCACCAAGCUCCCAGCUCCAGAAACCCAAAGAGGAGCUCCAAUUCCCUCUCCAGGCAAGUUUCCUCCGAGAGGCCGGCCUUCGCUCGCAGAGCAAACUCUCGCAAGUCCUCAUCCUCGUCGCCCAUGACCACUUCUUCCUCGUCUUCCUCCUCUACUAGCAAAUGCCCCCGUGUGGCAACUGAUGCGAGUCUUGGAGUCGCGGCUUCUGGAUGCGGUGGUUUCAGCAGAAGGACGUCCGGGCUCUUUCUCGAGGCAGCCGCAAAGAUACUUGAUCCACGGGGCCAGUCGUCGAAGACGUUGACCAGGGUUGGCCACCUUUCUUCGCGGAAGAAAGUGCCCGUCUCGAAGGUACCACUCGACCACCCCGCCACAGCCGACGAAAGUAAAGCCGCCCCGGAAGAACACAAGCACAGAAGAUCAUUCGAGGUUCUUCCCUCGGACAUCCAAAACUGCUUUGCAAACUCCUCCAGAGCAUCGCUGCGCGAGAGGAGAUCUGUCUCGGCACCUUGCUCGCCCGGUCCCCGCGGAGAAGAGAAAGAAGGCACCGUCCCAUACACUAGCUGCGCGUCCAUCCGCUCGCUCAUGGAGCUCUUCCUGGACGACCUGGAGGAGGACAUGGAGCUGAGCUGCCUGAGCCGGUCUCUAAUCUCUCGAUCACCUCGCGAAGACCUUCAAAAACUUUCCGACGCAGCACCCCCCGAUGAUCACAGGCACUUCCGCUCCAUCCAUCUCCCAGAUGGACGCGACCGCACGGUGGACGAGCUCGAAGAAGGCGACUACGUAAGCUUUCGGGACUUCCUCACGAAGGCGAAGAAGCCUAGUGCUACUCCAGCUCCUCCAACCGAAGUGGAGGAGGAUGCCUCCACUGCCGACGAGCAGCAAGAUGAUUGCUGCCAUGUCCCCAGCGACCACCACGAAAACUUUGGAUUCAUGGUCCACAAUCCUUUGUUCGAGGGCAGUAACUCCCCAUCAUCUUACUACUGCAACGAGGAGGAGCUCGGCAACGAUGACGACCGAGGUCUGGAGGAGAUCCUCAAGUCCAUCCUCACCCAGACGAGCGAUCAAGCCAAGCAGCACCGGGAUCCCUCGAGACUGACAUGGCUACCGGAUGAAAGCAGCAAGUUGGCAGCUCCAGAUCAAAGCUUCAACAUGUAUAACAAUACCAGCACCACCAUCAUUAACAACAAAGAUGGCAGCAGUAGCUGCUCGGACGAGAGCCAUCAACUGGACAGCGAUAGCGUGGAAGUCACCUCCGAAUCCAACUGUGGAGAGGACUGCGGUCAACCCAGCCCGGUCUCGGUGCUUGACUCCCCCUUUGACGAUGAUCUUCCGGGAAAACGAGGCAAGAGGGGCCCCUCGAGCAGCAGCAAAAGCAGUAGAAAACGACUAGACUUUUCUGAUGAUCGUCACGCUCGGAGUGUAACCAGCAGCAACACCAGCAGCAGCAGCGCGAGCUCGCCAAGUAGCAUAGUUCGGUUUCAAAACUUCGACACCAACGCGCUGGAGGAGGCCGAGGAGUACAUCGCCAUGGUCCUGGAGGAGUCGGGUAUUGGCUACCAUGCAAACGCGGUGACGCUGCUGGUGGCCGAGGCCAAGAGCGGUGGCGACUUCAACGCUGGGAUCAUCGGCGGCAGCGUCUUCGAGAGGCUCGAGGACCGGAUGCGGGUGCAGCAGCUCAUCGAGCACCUCGAGUCGUGCAGCACGUCGUCCAGUGCCGAGGAUCGCCCCAGCCACCACAGCCUCGAGAGCCUGAGAGCUCACUACGGGAGCUACCACGAGUCGAGGUCCCGGAGGAGGAUGGUGUUCGACUUUGUGAACGAGAUCCUGGGAUCCAUUGUCGCCAGGCACCUGGAAGAUCACCACACGCGGGUUAGAACAGGGAGGCAGCUUGCUCAGGAGACUCACCAGCGGGUUCUCGAGUGGAAGAGACAGGCGUUUGAUAGCAUCCACGAGCUUGUUGACAUGGAGAUAAGUAGAGUGAGGAAUUCUUUGAGUGGCAAUCUUGGCGUAGAGGUCUCCGAGAUUGGGCUAAUCUGCGAGGAGCAUAUUUUCAAGAGCAUGGUGGAGGAGCUGGCCAGGGACCUCGUAACCUCAUAAAAGUCGAAUGUAGAGGCCUUCUCUACGUACCUAUUGUAAAACUUCAAUUUAUUUAUUUUUCUCUCGUU